AUGGUGAGGAGGCUCGUGCUAGCGAAGCAGCUGCUUGACUUCAAUUUGAAAGACAGAUGGGAGCCUCUGUGCAAAGUCCUCGAUGUUCCAGCUCCAGAUGUGCCAUUUCCGCGCAUAGAUGAAGAAGCCCAAAUCUUGAGCAUGCUUCGCGGCCUCGGAUGCGGUUAUGAGCUUGAGCAUUCCCAACUCAGCGUCAGUCCGCAAACACUUGAACAUCUCAACCACGGACUGGUGACUCAGGCCGAGUGCAUGACUCUUCCAACCACCCUCAGCACUAGCAUAAGUUUAUUCAAUGCUCUGCCGCCUAAACGCUUCAAGAAUUCAGCGAUACACGCCAUGACAAUCCCAGAGCCCGCUUCUGAGCCCUUGGCACCGACAUACAACCCCAGAUACGUCGAUAUUGGCAUCAACCUGGCCGAUCGCGUAUAUCGCGGACAAUAUCGCGGCAACCAGAAACAUCCCGACGACUUGGAAGCUGUUGUAGACAGAGCCAAGCAAGUCGGGUGCACAAAGCUGCUGGUGACUGGCUCGGACUGGCACAGUAUUCAAGAUGCCGCCGACCUCGCCAAGGAGUACCAAAAGUCCGCCACGCACAUGGCGCGGCUCAAAAAGCUGCUCCAGGACGCCAAGGCAUCCAAUACCGGCCACCUGAUCGCCUUUGGCGAGUUUGGCCUCGACUACGACCGGCUGCACUUUUGCAACAAGGCGGUGCAGCUGCACAGCUUCGCGGCGCAGCUCAAACUCGCCGCCGCCAUGGAGCCGCAGUUGCCGCUCUUUCUGCACUCGCGCGCCGCCGCCGCCGACUUUGCGCGGCUCCUCAAGGACGCCUUUGGCGCGAGGCUCGAGCGGCUGGCCCGCGGCGGCGUCGUGCACAGCUUCACCGGCUCGUCCGAGGAGAUGCGCGAGCUGCUCGACCUCGGCCUGUACAUUGGCAUCAACGGGUGCAGCCUCAAGACGGAGGAGAACUGCGCCGUCGUCCGGGAGCUGCCGCUAGACCGUCUGAUGCUCGAGACGGACGGACCCUGGUGUGAGGUGCGGCCCAGCCACGCCGGCUGGAAGUAUCUCAUUGAAAAGUCUGAACCUGCAUCCGCCGAGGAAACGCCAUCGACGCCCGCGUCGGAUGCUGCCGAGGGGGUGGUGACCAACGGAACCGGGAAGAGGCACAAGCCCCAGAAGCAGCCGAACCACGGCAAGAAGAAGAAUCAGAAGGCGGAGCCCGAGGUCCCUUCGCGCUUCAAGGCGACCAAGAACUGGCAGGAGGGCUGCAUGAUCAAGGGCCGCAAUGAGCCGUGCACUAUUGAGCGUAUCGCCAAGAUUGUGGCGGGCAUCCAGGGCGUGUCUGUAGAGGAAGUGUGCGAGGCGGCCUGGCGAAACACAAACAAGGUAUUUGACCUCGGCGAGAGUGUAUAG
Cordyceps militaris CM01 is the source of this 1410-nucleotide messenger RNA. RefSeq names its product hydrolase, TatD family protein, putative. Gene Ontology annotation, molecular function: 3'-5'-DNA exonuclease activity. The transcript is spliced from 5 exons. The coding region runs from base 1 to 1410 and encodes 469 amino acids. The record is from RefSeq and is a predicted model, not a curated record. Lineage: Eukaryota; Fungi; Ascomycota; Sordariomycetes; Hypocreales; Cordycipitaceae. Gene Ontology annotation, cellular component: cytosol.